This is a messenger RNA of Paramecium primaurelia, 1685 nucleotides long. NCBI's taxonomy places the organism in Eukaryota, Ciliophora, Oligohymenophorea, Peniculida, Parameciidae. The record is from the annotation of a GenBank genome assembly.
AUGGGCAAUUCCCUAUUAUAAGCUUUCAGAAAUCUAAAAAUGAGAUCACAGAUUAUUUCUCUUGAUAUUAUUAUUCUCCUUAUAGUCUUGAGUAUAGCUGGAACCGCCAUCUAUAUUGAAAUCAAGAUAUUCUAUUAUAUUUCUGAAAGAUCUCUAUAAAACACCCUAGUAAAUUAGGACAUUAAACAAAUAUCUCUAACUACCCACCUGAUGAAGCAUUACAUUAAAGAAAAGCAUCAAAUUAGUAUUAAAAUUAUUUAUUUAAUAACUAGGCAUCUUAUUAGUUGAUCAUAUUUCUUCUUUCUUGUAUCAUUAAACCAAAAUCUAAGACUAAGUCAAAUUUGCAAACUCAAUUGACCUUUGUCUUUUAAAUGAUGAUAACAUAAAGAAUAUCUACUUAAAACAUACUUAAAAAAUGUGUUAUUCAAUAUAUGGAAAAAUAGAAUUAGAAGAGGCCAUGUAAAAGAGUACUUAAAUACUAUCUCUUUAUAAUGGUCUUAAGUUAUUAGAAAAUUUUGGUUUAGAAUUGAAUAAAUUUUAUCCAGAUUUUUUAUAAUUCGUAGAUGUCACAAAUAUAAGUUUUAAUAGUUUUUAUCCGUUUGGAUUGCAUGUUCCAAAUUAUGAUCUUCAAAAUAGACCCUGGUAAUUUUUUAUUUUAAUUUAGGUAUAUUGACCAUAUUAGAAAGGCUAAAGAGAAUCCAAACCAAUUCUAUUUCUUUACUGAUGUUUACAAAAUGAUAGUUGGAGAUUAUAAUUAUUAUUUCUCAAUUACUUAAUCUUUAUUUGAUGAAAAUAAAAAUAUCUCUGGUAUUGUAAAGGUUAUGUUAACUGUUGAUGACAUGAACCUUGAUCAUGUUAAAUCAAAUAUAUUGUUAAUAAAUAAAUAUGGAUAGGUUAUUUACAAUUAAAUGGAAAUAUUAUAGAUUAAUAACAGUUAAGUAUUUUACAUUAAUAAUGAAACUAUCACUGGUUUCAAUGAUUCUGAUUGGAAAAUAAUAGAAGAUAAUGCUUUAUCUAAUUCAAAAAAAUCAUUAUCUUAACAUGAUGAUUUUUCUAAUUGUAUUAUUUUAUAUAACAAAUAUUUUAAAUCCUAUGUACAAUUGAGAAGUGAAAAAUUCACUAAAGAAAACUUUACAUUAAUAACGUAAUAUCAUUUUUUUUUACUUUUUAGAUACACUAAUAUAACAUCAAAGAAAAUUUUAGAAUAAUAAUUUAAAGAAGCAUUUAUAGAAUCUGAAAUUUGGAUUUUAAGUGCAGUUUUCUAGAUAGUUCUUUUGGGAGCUUUAUCAUUUAGUAUUAGUAUAUGUUUUAUUAAUAUAAUCUGUCGACCAUUAAUAGAAAUCAAUCGUUCAAUAUCAAAUCAUGUAUUAUCUGUUGGAAAUAAUAUAAACUAAAUGAUAUUCAAGAUUCUGUAAUAAUAAAAAAAAAGAUCUUCUAAUAUAUUCAGUAAUUUAAAUGAUUAGAUUUGGAGUUUAUAUGAAACACUAUAAAUAAAAUAACAAAAGAAAUGUGAAUAAUGUAUGUUAAUUGAAAAAAUGUUUUAUCAUAGAAGAGAUAAUAAUUUACAUAUCAAUCCAAUAAAAAUAGCUAUAAAGAAUAUUCCAGAAAAUAUAGAUUAAGAUUAUGAAGAAUUUUAUUAAUUACUAUAAUAAAUGAUAUAAUAAUUCAAAGUGUAAGAAAUAUGA